Coccidioides immitis RS is the source of this 1916-nucleotide messenger RNA. RefSeq names its product tetracycline-efflux transporter. Gene Ontology annotation, biological process: transmembrane transport. The transcript has 3 exons. Lineage: Eukaryota; Fungi; Ascomycota; Eurotiomycetes; Onygenales; Onygenaceae. Gene Ontology annotation, molecular function: transmembrane transporter activity. Gene Ontology annotation, cellular component: membrane. The record is from RefSeq and is a predicted model, not a curated record. Bases 1 to 1779 code for a protein of 592 amino acids.
AUGGGAGCUAGAUCUCCCCAUGCGUCCCCACGAGGGCAUAGGAGUGCGUCCGGACUUCUCAGUAGCAUCUUACAGAGUGCGUCUGAUGGCCCAAAUACCCAAAAAAUGGGAACAGCAACUGCGGACGAACGCACCGCGUUGCUCUCGUCCAGGGAGUCGGAUACCUCGGGUGGAUCGAUCAAAGAUGACGAGCCGAAUGAAUACUACUCACCGGCGACGGGAUUUAAAGGUUUACCCUGGUGGAAACGGCCGUCCAUUUUUUGGAUCAUUCCGCCUUUCCUCCCAUUUACAGUCGCCUUCGGCGGUGUAGCUGUGCCGAAAAUCAACUUAAUCUUGACCCUAAUUUGUCGAGAUUAUCUUGCUGGUCGUGCCCUCAAGGAUCCCUCGUUCACGUAUCUGCCUGUCAUAUUUGGCGAAGACAACAUUCAAUGUCGCAUUCCCGAGGUCCAGGCACUGGUGUCGAGAUUUCAGCUUAUGCUGAAUCUGAUCGCGGGAGGGCUCGCCGCUAUCGCAAGCCCAAAGCUAGGCGUUCUCUCUGAUGGUUACGGGAGAACGAAAGUCAUUGCAUUGGCGACGUUAGGCGCAUUUCUCGGUGAAGUGAUAACAGUUCUCGUGGCGGCGCGCCCCGAUACUUUCUCUUUGAACUUCCUUUUACUUGGCGCCACCUUUGAUGGUCUAUUUGGAUCCUUUACAACGGCUGUCGCCCUGACGCAGUCCUAUGCAGCCGAUUGUAUACCGCCAGAGAGACGAAACGUUGCCUUUGGCUAUUUUCAUGGAGUUUUGUUCAGCGGAAUUGCGCUGGGUCCGCUGAUCGCUGGCUAUCUCAUCAGAUUUACGAACAACGUCCUCGUAGUAUUCUAUUCCGUUCUAGGGUGCCAGGCGCUCUUCCUAUUUUGUAUCACCUUCAUCGUUCCCGAGUCGGUUCCUAAGGAGAAUCAGGAAUACAAUCGGCGAAAGCGGAAAAUUCAGCUCCUCGGCGCCAAUGGAAUCCGCCCGUCAUGGAAGGACUUCAAUCCAUUGGGACUUUUGAAACCGCUAUCUAUCCUCUUUCCGCCGGAAACGAAAUCAACUGCAUUGUUACCGGAGAAGAAGAAUCUACGCAAAUUACGGAGGAAUCUGAUCAUCCUUUCCGCUAUUGACACUUCGAUAUUCGGAGUGGCCAUGGGAACUAUGAGUGUUUUGAUUAUCUACGCAGAAUAUAUGUUUGGCUGGGGCAACUUUGAGUCCAGCAUGCUUGUCUCGCUCACCAGCUCUGUGCGGGUACUCCUGUUGCUGGUCGUCCUUCCCACCGCGACUCGAUUCGUUCGGGGACCUGCUUCAAAAAGGAGUCAUGCCACCGGCUCGGAUAUGUUGGAUAUUGUCGUGAUACGGAUUUCCGUGCUAUUCGAUAUGCUGGGCUAUGUGGGGUAUUGUAUCGUUCGCUCUGGUCCGCUACUAAUGCUGUCAGGAGCAACGGCAGCAAUGGGCGCGAUGGCAUCACCAACUUUGCAAUCGUCUCUCACCAAACAUGUCCCUGCGGAUCGGACCGGGCAGCUUCUCGGAGCCAUUGGUCUCCUGCACGCGCUUGCUCGAGUGGUUGCCCCUACGAUAUUCAAUUUGAUAUACAGCAUGACGGUUGCGACCGUUCCCCAAACCGUCUUUAUAUGUUUGGCGGGGUUGAUUUUCAUUGCAUUCUUAGCCUCUUGGUUCAUAAUGCCCCAUGUAUACGUACCAGAAUCGCUCCCUGGAAGCAAUGAAGCAGAGCCGGAAGAUCUCGAAGAUGUUACCAAUGUGGUCUAACUUUGUCCGCGCACAUAAUUACGGUUAUACCCUACCUUUUCUCACAAAAUAUUAUCCGUCGCUUACGCUCGACCUGCCGUCUUUGACUGAAAAAAGGCUGGAACAGAUACGUUUCACCCCACGCAUAAGUACGACCG